GGCAAAGCCCAAGAUCCAGACAGCAAGGAAAAUUUCCAUGGAACGCUUGGCUCAACAGAUUCUGCUCGUCUGCCUUGGCUUGGCCGCAGCAGAUCCCUGCUGUACGACCUGCCAGCUGCCCAAAGUGAAGGUCUUCAGCACCGAUGCCCCGCAUGGCUUCUGCGGCGAGGCCUGUAUGGAGCCGGAGCACUUCAGUUUCUUCCACAUGUUCGAGGCCAAUUUGACGAUGGCCAAGGAUGAGCAUCCGUGCAGGGAACAGUGGACACCCCUCAACGACAAGCAGUACACGGACUACAUCCAAACGGUGACACAUGGCGUUGGCCCUCUCUCAAUGACCCUGGACUUGUACGCUCCCACGGACAUGCCCAACCAUGAUUGCUGCUACACGCAGAUCAUCCCUAUCGCGCCCUGGCAUAUUGACUGCCCGAGCUUGCUCGAGAAGCCCGUUGAAGUCCGUAUCGAUGGGACUGGGCCAUUUUGCUGCCCGAAGGGUGCCACUCCUACCAACCCGUGCGGCAAUGAAACCCGCUCUGCGACCUCGGAGGUCAUCGUCUAG
This is a messenger RNA of Symbiodinium pilosum, 556 nucleotides long. Lineage: Eukaryota; Dinophyceae; Suessiales; Symbiodiniaceae. The record is from the annotation of a GenBank genome assembly.